Molecule: messenger RNA, 447 nt
Organism: Cladocopium goreaui
Lineage: Eukaryota; Dinophyceae; Suessiales; Symbiodiniaceae
Source: the annotation of a GenBank genome assembly
AUGGGCUGCGCAAGCAGUCAACUGCCAGAGGCGCCUGAUGCGGUGGGACCGGCACGGACGCUGCUGACGUCAUCCAGUCAGGAGAAGCUAACCACAGAGAAAGACAAGAAGGCCUUAGAUGGUGCGUUGAAGCACAGGCGGCUCCAAGUCUGGGUGCUACGUGCGGAGCUUCUCAAGAACUUUGGGUCUUUCGGAAAGAUGGACCCCUUCGUGGUGGUGGAGCGUGUAAAAAGCGACGGCCACGUCUGGGAGUUUGCGCGGACCAGGACAGAUUGGGGUGGCCACAUGAAGCCCAACUUCAAUCACCUCUGUCGCAGUAUCGAGGUAGAUAGCGAUGAUGUCAUUCGCUUUCGCGUGCUGGAAAAAAGCUUUGGUGAUUUCGGAACGCCCAUCUUCUGUGGGGAAGCCUCUACCACGGUACAGAUCUUGCUUCGAAGCAACGUCUGA